Darwinula stevensoni is the source of this 4362-nucleotide messenger RNA. The record is from the annotation of a GenBank genome assembly. NCBI's taxonomy places the organism in Eukaryota, Metazoa, Arthropoda, Ostracoda, Podocopida, Darwinulidae.
CCUGGGGUGAACAUGGCCGCGCUCUUUAAACUCGUGAGAUCCCAUCUCAACUGCACUCCCAUCAAGCACUAUCAUCAUCUUCCAGUGCUGUUAGGCUUACGGGGAGUUUUGAGGAAUGCCCACUUUCUCGCGCCAUGUACUGUGUUACAAAAUGUUCAAAGGCAGCUCCGUACGUCCUCCUUCUUGAACGUGGUAGGCUCUCCCCUCAAGAUGCCAUCCCUCUCACCCACAAUGAAUGAAGGAACAAUUGUGAAAUGGCUGAAAAAGGAAGGAGAUCCUGUCCAGCCAGGUGAUGUCCUUUGUGAGAUCCAGACUGACAAAGCAGUGGUGGCAUUUGAAGUUGAAGAAGAAGGGAUUCUUGCCAAGAUCCUGGAACUGGCCUUCCUCCUUUAUGUUGUUUUCCUCCUCUAUCAACUAAGUAAUGGCAAUUGCAUGGAUCUUGACACGCAGGUGAAAGAAGAUACGAAGGAUGUGAAAGUAGGAACUUUGAUUGCCUUGAUGGUGGGAGAAGGAGAAGAUUGGAAGAAAGUGGAGAUUCCUGUUGGAGCAGGUGUCAGCAUUAAAUCAGAAAAGAAAGAAGAGAUGGAGAAACAUGAAGGAGUUGCUCUGAAAAGUGAUGCCAAUUUGGCUCCUGGAGCAAAACCAGAACCCAAAAUGAUGGGUCCAUCAGUUAGAGGACUCCUGGAACAGUAUGGGUUGAAGGCAUCUGAAGUCCCUGCAAGUGGGCCUCAUGGCUUGCCUCUCAAGGGAGAUGUUCUUGCAUACAUAAAGAAGAAGGGCCUCAUACCAAAAGUCACACUGCCUAAGGAUGAUGGAAGAAUGCAAGAAAGAGCAAGAAUAGAAGAGGUUUCUUUAAAGCAACCCCUACCAGAUCUGAGAGGAGACUCUGCAAAGUCACCAACCAAGGCCUUGUUUGAGGAUAUUGAUCUGAGCAACAUGCGCAAAACCAUUGCCAAGCGACUCUCUCAAUCUAAAGUCUGCCAACUGGAGAUUCAAUUGGGUACAACCAUUGCACAUGCAUAUGAGACAGUCGAAUGUGAUAUUGAUGCUAUCCUGAAUACAAGAAAGAAGCUAAAGGAAUCUGGAAUUAAUGUCUCAGUUAAUGACUUUCUUAUUAAGGCUGUUGCUGAAACCCUCAACAGAUUCCCUCAGGUCAAUGUCAUCUGGCAGGGAGAACAAUUGGUGACCUCUCGUACUGUGGAUGUGUCUGUUGCUGUGGCAACAGAGGAGGGACUCAUCACUCCCAUUAUCUUCAAUGCCAACCAAAGGAGCAUGGAAGAUAUCUCUCGGGAGAUGAAAAUCCUGGCUGACAAAGCUAAGCAGCGUCGCCUUCAACCACAGGAAUUCAUUGGAGGAUCCUUCACGAUCUCAAAUCUAGGAAUGUUUGGCAUCACUGAAUUCACAGCAAUCAUCAAUCCUCCACAGUGUGGAAUCCUUGCAGUGGGAACUGGACGACGGUGUAUUGGUGCAGACAUGAAAGUGAAGACCCUUAUGUCAGUCACAAUGUCCUAUGACAAUGUGGCCAUAGCAGAUGACAUGGCUGCAGAAUUUCUGGACUCAUUACGAGUGACCCUAGAGUGUCCCCAAAAAAGGGCCAAGACCAGCCGUUCUGAACGGAAAGAGGGAGAAAAUGAUGACAGAGAGUUUGCAGCCAUUGAGUCCAAGAUCUUGCAAGACAUCUCCAAGGUUUCCUCAAGUGAUGAGAGUGACCAGGAAGAAUUCAUCCAUAAGUUUGACUUUCACUGUAAACCAAAAAUGGAAGCUGUGACUUGUGACUGGGCUGGAGAGAGCAUAGAUGGAAAAUUAUCUGACUCUGAUGACGAGAAUGACAAUGACAGCACUUCAAAUUCACCUAAUGUACGACCUACCAUCAGUGACUCCAAAGUGGAGUCAACACAGGAACAAGACUCUGAAGAACAGGAAGAGUCUGGGGGCUUGGAGAGAUUGGAUGUCUCUCAAAUUCUGGCAUUGGGAGAAGGCCUAGGACUCAAAUCUGAAUCUACCAUGAAUUCAGAUGAAUCUGGAGAGUCAGAUUUGGAAGAAGUGGCCGGGAUCCCCAUGAAGGAGGAGGUAGAAGCAUCAUCCAGCAUCGAAGUCACAAUCCCCAUUGAAGGUAGACAGAGGAAAAGGAAAGGCUUUGACAUGGAAGCAUACAUCAAGCGGAAGAUUGCAAGAGUGAAGCGAGAGAUCCAGCUUCUUGUGCACAAGGUUCAUAUCCUCUGUCUUAUUGCUCACAUGCAGCAUCUAAAUUCACUGGUGAAUGAUACAGAUCUUCUUGGCCUGGCUAUAUCUGUCAUUCCUUCCACAUCUUACCCAAAGAAACAUGCAGACCUCAAGUACCUGGAGAUGCUUCUCAAGUGGUUCAGGGAGAAAUUUCCCAUCCUUGAAUCAGAUGAAAAGUGCUUAAACUCUGGCAAGGACCUUCCAAGACUUGUGAGGGUAUUCCAAGAACAUAACAUUAGGAAUCCCAAUGAUCUAGUCCUGGUUUUUGUAGCUGUAGUUCGGUCGGUCGGGCUAGACUGCAGGUUGAUCAUGUCCUUGACCCCUUUGCCCUUGAAACCCCCAAGUGAGAGCUCAGGUACUCCUUUACUCAGUGCAGAGAAUAGGUCUCAGGAGAAGUCCAAAAAGAAGGAGGAUAAACCUAAUCCCACAUAUGCCAAAAUGGAUAGGGUGAGGGCUAAUAUAAAAAGCAAAGAUCCAACUCAGCCAUCUGCAUCCAAAGAUACCUUUGAGUCACCCAGAUUAUCAAAGAAAAGUGCCCAAGUGCAGCCUCAACUGUCAAGCUCCAAGAAAACAUCAAGGAAGUCUGCAGCAUUGAAGACAGAGAAGGAUUUUGUUGAAAUAAAGAGUGUUUCUCCAGGAAAUUCAAUUAGCAAAAUCUCCACAAGUCCUGAAAAAAGAGUUACAAGUAUGGAAAACCUCCACAAGUCUACAAAAGGAUCCAGAAAGAAGCAAGAGGGUAGAACAACAUUGAAAGAAGUUUCAGCAGAUCAAAAAAGGAAGUCACUUCGCGUGAAGGAGCAGAAGAACUAUGAUGAGUCAGCAAGUGACAAACCAAAAAGAGGAGGGAAGUGGAAGUCUGAUGGUUCUCUGGCUCCAGUACAAGGCAAGAAAAGCAGAAUUAAAAGUGGUGAUGAUGAUGAUGAUGAUUUUGAGCCUGAAAUCCUGAAAAUCAAAAAGGUCACAACACCCCGUGUUGACCCUAAGAAGCGCAAGGUCCUCAGCUCUGAUGAGGAGACUCCCAAGCUGAAGAAGAAUAAGACAGAGAAAGGGAAGAGGAAAGGCAAGGGGCAAGAUCUCUGGGUUGAGGUGUAUCUUGAGGCAGAGGAGGCCUGGAUCUCUGUCGAUGUUGUCCAUGGCAACAUACAUUGCAUUCAAGAACUGGAAGGCCGAGCCACUCGACCGAUGUGGUAUGUGAUAGGGAUCAAGAAUGAUGGUGGGAUGAAAGACCUCACUCCACGCUACUCCUCUCGCUUUCUCUCCCAAACUCGUAAGGCUCGUGUGGAUGAGCACUGGCUCAAAGCAUCUCUUCAACCAUUCUUGGAAAAGAGGACCCCUCGCAGUAAGAAGGAAGAUGAUGAACUUGACACCAAACUCAUGGAAACCCCCCUUCCAACCACUCUAGCUGAGUACAAGAAUCACCCAUUGUAUGCCCUGAAGAGGCAUUUGUUGAAGUUUGAGGCAAUCUAUCCAGAAGAUGCUCCACCUCUGGGCUUCUUUCGCCGAGAGCCAGUUUAUGCCAGGGAAUGCAUUCACACACUCCGCUCUCGUGAGACAUGGUUGAAGGAAGCCAGAGUGGUAAAGCGUGGGGAAACCCCAUAUAAAGUAGUCAAAGCCAGGCCUAAAUAUGACCGGCUGUCUGGUGAAGUUCUGAAGGACCAACCAUUGGAAGUGUUUGGGAUGUGGCAAACAGAGGAUUAUGAGCCUCCUGUAGCCGAGAAUGGGAAGGUCCCCCGUAAUCCCUAUGGAAAUGUGGAGCUUUUCAAACCAUCCAUGCUUCCUAUUGGAACUGUCCAGCUCAAGAUGCCAGGACUGAAUAGUGUGGCAAAGAAGCUGGGGAUUGAUUGUGCCCCUGCCAUGAUUGGGUGGGAUUAUCAUGGUGGAGGUUGUCAUCCCAUGUAUGAUGGAUUUAUUGUCUGCCAAGAGUUCAAAGAUGUCCUCGUCGAUGCCUGGAAUCAGGAGCAAGAGGAAGCAGAGCGGCGCGAGGAGGAGAAACGAGAGAAGCGCAUCUAUGGGAACUGGAAGCGCCUCAUCAAGGGACUGCUGAUUCGAGAGAGGCUCGAGGAGAAAUACCAAUUUGGCUGCACUGCCACCAAGGAGCAGAAACCGGCUGCUGAUGCAGAUAAGAAGAGAAAGAAGAAA